AUGGCGUGGGGUUCCCUCCUCGUACUGCUCACGGCGCUCACGGCCACGGGGGCAGCCUCCCCCCCUGCAGGCUCCCCGGGCACCCCGGCAGGCCCAGGCCUCCCCGCCGCGGAGCUGCACGGUCCCCUCAGCCUGCCCGCCUGUCUCCCCGCCUGCACGGGUCCCUCCACGCAGACCCUCCGCGCCGGGACCUCCUUCUCGUACGCCUUCCGCUCCGAGGGGGAGACGCUGCUGGCGGCGGGGGCAGCGGCGCGCGGCGAGGGCAGCGGCGGCUUCCGCCUUGAGGGCAGCGCGCGCGUGCACGUGCUCAGCCGGUGCCACCUGGUGUUGCAGUUGCGCGACACGAGGAUCUCGUCCCUCGAGGGUCGCCGGGCGGAGCCUCUGCCCGCCUCGGAUGAGCUCAGGGCCGAGCUGGAGGCGAACCCCCUUCACUUCUCCCUGCAAGGGGGGCUCAUCCCGCGGCUGUGCCCAGCCGUGGGAGAGGAGAUUUGGGCCCUGAACGUGAAGCGGGGACUCCUGAGCGCCGUGCAGAACUCCCUCCCUGUGGCCCACGGCUUCCUACAGGACGCCCAAGGCUCCCUCCAGGAGGCCCACGGCUCCCUCCCUGGGGCCCACGGCUUCCUGCCGGAGACAGAGAACUCCCUCCCUGGGGCCCACGGCUCCCUCCAGGGGGCCCACGGCUCCCUCCCUGUGGCCCACGGCUUCCUGCCGGAGACCGAUGAUUCCCUCCCUGGGCCCCAUGGGAACGUGGACGUAGUCGAGGAGGACGUGCUGGGCCGAUGCAGCACCCAGUACCGCCGCGAUGCAGGAGGCGGGCUGCUCAAGAGCAAGGAUCUGCGCUCGUGCAAGCAUCGAGGCUUCUCCAGCUCCUCGCUGCUCCUCACGGCCCUGCCACACGACUCGAGCGGCGGGCCUCAGGAGGUCCUGCGGGGCCACGCGCGCUGCUCGCUCUCCUACCCGCCCGGGGCCCCGCUGCCGAACGCCACGUGUGAAGAGGAGCUGCUCUUCACGCCCUUUCAUCAGCAUCAGCAGCGCGCCCAGGGCGUGCGCACUCGCUCCCGCGUGGCCUUCUCGUUCGACCAGCACGGGCCCACGGAGGAGAGGCCCACCGCAGGCGAGGAGCGGGUGCCGCUCGUGCGUGCGACGACGCUGCUCAUGGAGAGGAGCCCCGGCGACGACGCCGCCGAGCGGGGAUCCAAGUCGGGGGCGCACGGCGCCCUGCGGGUGCUGUGCGCGCCCGACACGGACCCCCUGCAGGCGGCUGCGAUCUUCCCGGAGCUGGCGUUCUCCCUGCGCGGCCUGAGUGGCGAGGAGCUGCGGGCCCUGUGGGCAUUGGCGCGUCUCUCCUGCCGCGCGAACCCGCUGAAGGAGGCUCUGCCCGCGUGCGGCUCUGAGGCGUGCGUGGCGCUCAUGGCGUCGGAGCUGGGCUCGGUGAGCGCGGGCGUCGCCCAUGGCUGGCUGCGCUCCCUCGCGUUUGUGCCCGAGCCCACGGCCGCGAUGAUCGUCGCCGUCACGCCGCUGCUGAAGUCCGAGGCGGGGACAGCGACGUCUGCCGCCGGCUCCCGGGCCGCACUGCUCUCCGUGUCCGCGCUGCUGCACAACUUCUGCACGAAGGCGGCCGUGGGGUGCGGCGGGGAGAGCGCUGUGCGGGCCGCGGUUCACGCCAUCGCCCGCCGCCUGGAGCCCGACUGCUCGCCCCGGGGACGCGAGGCCCGGGAACAGGCGCUGCUGGCCCUCAAGGCGCUGGGCAAUGCGGGGCUAGCGGGGGGAGCGACGCUGGCGCCCGUGCUCGCUCGCUGUGCCCGGGCCCGCGGGCCCGGCUCCAGCCUGGAGCUGAGGCUCGCGGCUGUCGACGCGUUCCGGCGGAUCCCCUGCGAGGCCGACCGUGGGGCUCUGGUGGAGCUGUACCGAGACGAGCGCGACGAGGCGGAGGUGAGGAUCGCCGCGUACCUCCUCGCCAUGCACUGCCCCUCGCCCGACGUGCUGCUCACCGUGCGCCUCACCCAGCGCAAUGAGAGCUCCCAGCAGGUCGCCUCGUUUGUGUGGAGCCACCUGACGCAGCUGCUGGACUCGACCGACCCGGCGCAGACCGCGCUGCGUCGGCUCCUGGCGGACGCCGGCCUCCCCCCCCCGGGCCCGGACGCCGACCUCAGCCGCUGGCGCUACUCGCGCUACGCGGAGACGACGCUGCGCUCGGGCCCCGCUGCCCGGCCGCAGGCGGCGGCCAUCCUGCAGCGCUCGCUCGUCUUCUCCCCGGACUCAUUCGUGCCGCGGUCGCUGUCGCUGAACCUCACCGUGAACGCCAUGGGGCAGUCGCUCAACCUGCUGGAGCUGUCUGGGCGCGUGGAGAACGUGGAGCCCCUGCUGGAGCGUCUCCUCGGGGUGACGAAGCCUCGGGGGGCCGGGCGGCGUGGGCAGCCCCCCACCACCCCGUGGGGGUACUCGCCGAGGGGGUUCCUGCCCGGCCCCGGCCACGGCGCGACGCAGAGGCGAGCGCGGGCGGCGGCGGCGGGGGGGGCGACGGGGGGGGCGCAGUGCGACGCCGCAGUCGACGCGGAGCGCACGCGACGCCUGCACCGCCAGGUGUCGGGGCGACGCUCCCAGGAGCUGGCCUGCUCGCUGGCGCUGCGGCUGCUGGGCAGCGAAGUGGCCUUCACCGACUGCGCCGAGUGGUUGCGCAACCCCUCCUUGUCCACCUCCUCCUCGUCCACCUCCUCCUCCUCCUCGUUCGACGUGGUCGGCGCCGCGGUGCGGCUGCUCAAGGGGGAGCGCGUGGGCUGGAGCCACCACGCGCUGCUGGCGUCGGAGCGACUUUGGUUGCCCACGUCCAUCGGGCUGCCCCUAGGCCUGUCGCUCAACGCCACCUCUGCCGUGGACGUGUCGCUGCAGGGGGCCGUGGGGCCGCGCCACGGGCCCGGCCUCGACUUCAACGCCAAGAUCAAUCCCGUCGCGCUUGUGCAGGUGAGCGCCCGCGUCGGGCUGGUGGGGCGGCUGGGCUCGGCCGGUCUCGAGUGGGAGGGCGCCGCUCGCUCCGCGCUGCUGGCUCACGUCGGCGUGCGGAUCCGGGACGGGCGCAGCGUGCGGCUUCACCUGGACACGCCGGAGCACUCCGUGGACGUCUUCACGCUCAGCUCGAAGCUGUACGCGGUGCGUGGGGCGGAGCGGUUACCCAUGAAGAGGCUGGCGCGGCGCUCGGCCCCAACGACACCUCACUGCUCCAGCAACGCGCUGUCACAGCAGCUGGGCUGGCAGCUCUGCUCGGAGCUCUCCCUGCCGCUCCCGGGCCUGGGCUCCGCCGCGUUCCCGCUGCCCGGCCCGGCCCUCGCCUCCCUGUCGCUGCAGAAGACCGACCCGGGCCUCCGGCAGUACGUGCUGGAGGCCACGUACGACGUCGAGAGGCAGGGCGACCUGCCGUGCCCCAAGAAGGCCCUGCUGCACGUCGGCGUGGCGACGCCGGGCUCCCGGGUGAACCGCGACCUCGCUGCCACCGUGGAACUCCGCUGCCAGGAGAUGAGCGCCCGCGCCGAGAUCGUGCACCCUCACGGCUCCCUGCGAGUGCGCGGUGACGUGGACGACUUUGAGAAGAAGAAGCGCGCGGUGCUGCAGCUGACGGUGGACGACAAGGACGAGUACUUCGUCAAGGGCCUGUGGGAGGAGCGUCCGUCCGGCGCGGAGCGUCGUUUCCGCGCUCUCGUCGAGGCGAAGGUGUCUCCGUCGGGGCCGCCGGUCCUCGCCUCGGCCAACGGCACCUUCGAGCCGGGGCGCGCCGUCACGCUGCACAGCGCCGUCCAGAACCUGCUGAGCGACACGGCCACGCUGGCGGGUGAGAGACGUGAGCCUGCAGAAGGCCGCCGGGGGGCGGCCGGGCCGGCAGGCCGAAGGGGCCGGCCGCUACGCGGGGGAGAUCCAGCUGCUGGUGCCGCGAGUGGUCGGCGCGAAGGCCUCGGGCUCCGUGCAGGUGCGCGACCGCAACUGGGCGACGGCGCUGAGCCUGAAGUACGGCGUGCGCGGGGAGGCGGCGGCGCUGCCGCACGAGUGCGGCACGAGCCAGGCGCUCCGCCUGGGAGCGCAACCCGCGCUGGAGGCGACGCACCAGCUCGCCUGCUCCCAGUUCCCGGCGCUCGCUCACAAGCUGAGCGUGGACCACGGCCCCAGGGAGCGAGCGCGCGCUCGCGCCUGCAGGUCAGCUACGGCACCGAGUGGCAGCUGAAGUCCAACAAGAAGCGGCUGCUGCUGGAGCAGGACUUCAGCGACAAGUCCGACGGCGGCAGCAUCAAGUACUUGGUGAAGUGGAAGGCCGAGCUGCCGGCGCACAAGGUGGACGCGGAGGCGGCGCUGAGCCACGUGCACUCGCUGCGCGGGAGCUACUCACGCAACACCUCCGUUCGCGCCUCCAACAACGCGCGCCAGCUGCUUGCCGCGCAGCUGCUCUGGAAGGACGCGUCCAGCCCACAACUCUGGGCCUGGGACGGCUCCGUGGCGGUCGACUCGCCGUGGCUGCGCGCACGCGUCGAGCACGAGCUGCGUCAGCCCGAGCGCCGCUCGUUCGUUACGCGAUCCACGCUGGCGACGGACGGCGCCGGGCGCUCGGCCCGCUCGGCCCGUGCUCCGCCGGGCCCGCAGCACGUCCUGGAGGCCACGCUCAAGAACGCUGAGCAGCUCAAGGAGCUGCUCGUGCAGCUGUCGGGGCCCGAGGGCACUGUGCUGAAGGUGCUGUCGAGCUCGCGGGUGAGGCCGCAGCGCUCCUUCACGAGCCACAACGAGCUGCAGUGGCCGUACACGGGGCCACUGGCGGCUGACCUCCUGCUGGAGGAGAAGAAAGGGGGCAAGCGCGGCCGCCUGCACCUGCAGUACCCGGGCGGCGACGCCAACGUCACCGGCAGCUGGGACGAGGAGAAGCCGGUGCAGAACGUGACGCUGGGCUGCGCGUGGCGCGACAGGGGGGGCGCCGCCCGCGCCGUGCAGCUCGCGGCGUCGCUGGAGCGCGGGGAGGAGCGCGGGCGAGUGUCACUGCACGUGCGGCGCUGCUCGCUCGCAGCGCUCGCCCCCCACGACUGUCUGUCAGUGGCUACACUGUGGGGAAGGGGGGUAGGGGUAGGGUGGGUGAUCAUUGUCGUCUUCGUGCCAGGCACCCGUUCCGCGCCCCGCGAGACCUGCUGCUGCAGGCGUCGCUGUCGGCCGAGCGGCGAGCCCGGCGCUCCGCGGGGGGGGCGAGCGCGGCGCUACGCUGCCGAGGUGGCGGCCACGCUGGACAAGCGCGACACGGUGCUGGCGCGCGCCUCCGUCGGCACGGAGCUCGACAGCCCCGAGGCCUGCGUGAGUCUCAAGCAGCCGUACGACCUCCGUCUGUUGCCAAAGGCGGCCGAGCUCUGCCUCAAGGGCCAACGCGACGGCCCGUAUAAGUACUCGGGCAGCGGGAAGCUGAACCUGGGGGACACGGGGCAGGCCAAGCUGAGCGGGCGCUACCAGGGAACUUUCGCCAGCUGGAGGCACGAGCUGGAGCUCAGCGCCAGCCACUCCUUCAAGGUGAAGGUCCCUGGCGCUGCCGAGCUCAAGGCGGAGGUUUUCUCCGUGGACGGCAAGGGCCUGGACUUCAACUACGGCGCCGCGGGGAAGCUCACGCUGGACAAGAAGGACGUGAGCAAGGUGGAGGUGCACGCGAACGGCUCGUGGACCCAGCUGGCCGCCUGCGUGCAGCUCAGCCACCCCUACGGCUCGCUCCCCGCCCGCUCCUUGCAGGCCUGCGUGCAGGCGAAGCGUCAGGGCGAUGGGGUGAACGCCUUGGCGCUCGUGCGCUCCGACGGCAAGGAGCGCGGCUGGCUGGCGCUGGACGCGACCGGCCGGCGCAAGCAGGGCUGCGGGGAUGGGAGCGUCCGGGCCGAGAUGCGGCAGGCCUUCUUCGACGCGCUGCCCCGCGCCACCCACGCCCACCUCUCCGCGUCGUGCGAGCCCAACAAGAUGAAGGCGAGCGGGGGCGCCGGCGCGGACGGAUCGGACGCCGCCGUCGACCUGGCACUGUUGCUCGUCUCGGGGAACCCCUCGUCCACGCUGGCGCUGUCCGCCGAGCUGCGGCACGCCGUGCGGCGCUGGCGCUCGCUGCCGUCGCCCGCGAAGCUCCAGGCGUCGCUCACCAAGCGCAACGAGGAUCACGAGGGCAGCGCCAAGCUGGUGCUGGACAAGUCGUGGCUCGAGGUGGACUUCAAGAACGACAACACUUUCGGCAGAGCGGCCACGCUGCUGCAGCUGGAGGGUCGCCUGCGCCACGACGCCGGCCUGGCGCUGCCGCGCGCCGCUCAGCUGCGCGCGAAGCUGCAGGCCCAGGGCGCCGAGGUGGCGGCGCAGGCCUGCCUCAAGACGGACGACAAGUCCGCCUGCCUCGACCUCGCCCUCGACAACAAGCCCCAGCGCAAGGAGCUGAGCGGCAAGCUGCGGCACAGCGUCCCGUCGCUCGGCAGGGCCGGCGUCCCGGCAGACGGCCGCCUCCUCGUCACGCUAGACCACCCGGAGCGUGACCGCGUGCUCAGUGUGGACGUCCGCUACGACGGGAAGCGCGCCAACGCCAGCACGGGGCUGCGCGUGCUGCACGGCAGCGUGGAGUACCGGCUGCUGGCCUCGGCGCAGCACCAGGAGAAGAGGCUGGCGCAGCUCGGCAUGCCAGCCAGCGCGCAGGCCGUCGCCUUCCUCAAGAUGGACACGGGCCUGUACCGGCUGGGCCUGUCGGGCAACUGGGACAAGUCGAGCGUUUCCGCGCGGUUGAACGCCACGGGCGAGCGGCGCGGGCCCUUGCGCUCGGGCCAGCUGAGCGCCGACGUCCAGCACAACGUGGAGCUGCUGGCGCGUGCCAUGCCUCGCGCCGCCAAGGUGAGCUGCAAGGGGGAGCUGCAGGCCGGCGCAGCGUCGGGGCAGUGCGUGGGGCGCGUGGGCAACGCGCCCGUGCAGCUCAAGUGCAGUGAGAAGCACGGCGGGGGGCGGCUGAGCAUGCUGUGCAGCGGCGAGCAGCAGCUGCCGCUCCUGCGCGACCUGGGGGCGCCCGCCAAGGCUGCGGCGGAGUUGUUGGCGCGGAAGGUCGACGGUGGCGCGAGCGCUAGCGUCCUGGUGUCGUUCGACGGCCGCUCGCUCAAUGCCAGCAUCGAUGCGGCCGCGGGGGUGGCCGCGGCGGUGGCGCGGAAGGGCUCCCGCAGGAAUGCGCGCGCCGCCAAGGAGCCCGGCUACUCGCUCAGACUCAAGCUGAAGCACGACCUCAAGGUACCAGCGAGCUUCCCCCGUUCCGCUGACGUCACCGGCACCGCGCGGCUAGCGGGCGGCAAGCUCGACGCCAAGGUCGUCUCCAAGGUGGACUCCAAGCGCUUCUUCCUGCAGGCCAAGGGCGGCGGGGAUGCACGGGCGGCGGCUACGACGGGGAGCCUACGCGUCCGCAGCAAGCACAACUAUGAGGCGCUACAGAGACGCGGCGUGCCCCGUAACGGCGUGCUGACGCUCGCCGGCACAGUCGGGAAGGGCCGUUACGAGGGACGCGGCUUUGCCUCUCUGGACGGCCGCAAGGGCGCAGCAUCGCUCGCCGUCACCCUCGAGCCCGACAGGAAAGAAGCGAGGUUCAAAAGCGACCACGGCCUGCAGCUGCCGUGGCCCAAGAAGGCGGAGGUGCUGGCGCAGCUGGGAGCCGGCAGGCCGGAGCGAGGCGGCGGGGGGGGUUCACGAGGCCGGCGGCAGGCCGGGGGCCGGCGGUGCGGCCUGCUGAGCGUGCUGUACGACGACGACCGCGCACGGCUCGAGGGCUGCUACGACCGCCCGGAGGAGCACUCAGUGACAGCCAAGCUGGCGCACAACGUCGCCGCGCUCUCCGGUGCCGGCGUUCCCUCCGCGGCAUCGCUCAUGGCUGAGUACGCGGCUCCGGGCGGGGGACGGCACCGGGCCUCCAUCGACCUGACGGCUGACGACUGCGUGGCCUCGGGGAAGGGGGAGCUGCGCCUGGGAGAGAAGAUCCAAUGGGACUGGGCAUCGACGCAGCCGUGCCUGAAGGCCCGGGGGCUGCCCGGGAAGCUGCAGAUCAAGGGCUCGGUGCAGCCCACCAGCUGCAACAGCAAGGGCGACGCCCACCUCACGCUGGACGGGAAGGCGCUGGCACUGGAGGCCUCCGGCAAGUGUGCCGACGGCAGCUACGAGGUCCGAGGUCGGCUGAGCAACGGCAUCGAAGGCCUCGUGCGAGCGGGCGUGCCGCGCGACGCCGUCAUGGAAGCCUCGGGCAGCCGCAAGGGCGGGGAGCUGGCGGGCAAGGUGUCCAUGCGGAGUGGGACCGACGCGCUCACGGCCGAUGGGAAGCUCCGAGCACGCGCCGGGACGCUCGCUGCCGACGCCACCGCCACGCACGCAUGGAGGGCACUGAGCGACGCGGGUGCCCCGCGCCGCCUCGACAUCAAGCUCCAAUCCAAGCACGAGGGCUGCAAUGUGGACGCCGAAGCGCACGUGACGGCCGACGGGCAGAGAGCGGAUGGCGCCCUGAAGGCGGCGUGCGGGGGCAACCCCCGCUACUCGCUGGAUGCGCUGCUCUCCCACUCGAUGGCGGCGCUCGCCAAGCAGGGCGUGCCCGAGCGCAGCCGCGUCAAGGCCGAGCUGGCGACCUCGGGGCCUCAGGGCGCCGGCUCGGUGGAGGUGGCGGUGGGCGCUUGUCACCUCGGGGCCAAGGGUACAGUGAAGAUCGGCAAAUCUUCCACCUGGGACCUCAGCCUCAACAACAGCUGUAAGGCAGCCAAGGAUGUUGGAGUCCCUGGGAAGGUGGAGCUCAAGGGCUCGGCCGACCGUGCCGGCUGCCCCAUCAACCUCAAGUCCCUGCUGCGCUAUGACGACCGGCGCGCCGAGCUGGACCUCGACACGGCCUGUGGCUCCUACAGCCUGCUCGGCAAACUCAAGCACAACGUCCCACAGCUGAAGAGUGCCGGGCUGCCCGACGACAACAAGCUCAGCCUACGGGCUGACUGGAAGGACAGCUACCGCGGCUCGGCCGAGCUGAAAAGUGGGAAGUGCAACGUGAAGGUGGACGGGGAGCUCAAGCUGGAGAAGAAAAGCACGUGGACGCUGAUGGCAGACAACAAGUGCCCCCGGCUCUCGGUGACGUGGGUGCAGGGCACCCGGGCGUGA
This is a messenger RNA of Petromyzon marinus (sea lamprey), 9135 nucleotides long. Lineage: Eukaryota; Metazoa; Chordata; Hyperoartia; Petromyzontiformes; Petromyzontidae. The record is from RefSeq and is a predicted model, not a curated record.